AUGUAUAUAGUUCUCCGCGGCGAUCAUUUCGCCCCAUCCAAGAUGCUCUACACGCUCCUUCCCCUCUUGCUCACAGCAGCAUCCCCAAUCACUGCCAGUGCCAUCCCACCCAACACGACAGCACUCGACCCCCCAGUUCCCAUACGCGAGUGCUUCACCAACGCAAACAACACCCUCUUCCUCCCUCUCAUCCCCCAAUUCGCAGACCUCCUCGAGUCCGAGCCACGCACCAACCUAUCCGCCUUCCCAGACUUAAAAAACGGCCAAAGCGCGCGCCGCCCCCAGCACACCAUCAACGGCGUGUGCAUCGAGCUCCUAGCCUUCAACACAGACGUGCUCUUCCCUCUACAGAUCACAGGAUCUGGGCUCGCGCAUACGGCGCGUGGUAUCGCGGAACAGUGUGGAGGACUGGGAUGGGGAUACUACGUGGACAAGGAGACGGGGAAUAAUUACCAUAAGGAGCUGUGGGCUAUAUUGGAGCCGUGCUCGACGUGGGCGCCGAAGACUUCGGGGGGGAGGCUGAUUUGUGCGACGGAUACGACGGGGAUGGAGAGGCAUGAUCCGAGUUUGCCGUGUCCUGGGGAGGAGGCGGCGGGGAGGUAG
Molecule: messenger RNA, 603 nt
Organism: Didymosphaeria variabile
Lineage: Eukaryota; Fungi; Ascomycota; Dothideomycetes; Pleosporales; Didymosphaeriaceae
Exons: 2
Coding region: 1-603 (200 amino acids)
Source: RefSeq, a predicted model, not a curated record